Molecule: messenger RNA, 1074 nt
Organism: Dictyostelium purpureum
Lineage: Eukaryota; Evosea; Eumycetozoa; Dictyosteliales; Dictyosteliaceae
Exons: 3
Coding region: 1-1074 (357 amino acids)
Cellular component (GO): transcription factor TFIID complex
Molecular function (GO): protein heterodimerization activity
Source: RefSeq, a predicted model, not a curated record
AUGUGUGAUAACUAUGCAAGAGUUUUAUGUAAAAUGAUUGUAGCACAAAUAGCUAGAAGCAAUGGAUUUCACUCUAUAAGUCAAAUUGCAUGCGAUUCAUUAGCAGAUGUUAUUCAAAUUUAUAUUCAGGAUAUAGGUAUUAGGGCACACGAGUAUAGCGAAUUAUCAUGCAGAACUGAUUCAAAUUUUUUCGAUGUUAAACAAUCAUUCGAGGAUAUGGCAAUUGAUUUACAAGAAUUACAACAAUAUUUACUACAAUCGGACGAAAUACCCUUUGGUCAAGUUGUACCACCAUUUCCAUUACCAACUACAGAUUCACCACAAAAAUCACAAUAUGAACAAUAUGAACAACAAAAACAACCAACACAAGAUUUUCCACUACAUAUACCUUCAUUUUUACCAUCUCCCCCAGAAAAACAUACAUUUUCAAAGACACCAUUAUAUGGUGAAGUAGUUACAGAUCCUUACAAAAUUAAAAAAGUUAAAAAUAAACAAAAGAGACAGGUAGAAAAUUCAUUAAUUAAAUUAACAGAUAUUUCAUCAAAAAAAAUACCAAAUUACGAUAUGAUAAAACAAAAAAUACAUUCAAAAAAAGAAGAGGCAUUAGGUGUAAAUAAUAACAAUGAAGGCGAUUUAGACAAUAAUAAUAAUAAUAAUAUAGAUAAAAAUAAAACAACAACUGAAAAUGGUCACACUAAUGGUAUACAUAAAGAAACCAAUGGUAAACCACCAAUUAUCGAAAAGAUGAAUUUAGAUGACGAUAACAAUAAUAAUGACAGUAAUAAAAAUAAAGAAAAGGAUAAAGAAAAGGACAAAGAAAAAGAAAUUAAAAAAAUUAGUAGUGCAGAUACUAUAGCACCAACACCAUUAGAAUCAAUUAGCAACACAUUUUAUCAAAGAUUAGAGGAAGAGGAUUUAAAGAAACAUGAAGAUACCGCCCCAAGAAGAUCAUUACUUUCCGAAGAGGAUCAAGAAAGAGCCAAAAAAAGAAUGAAAUGCGAAAGAAUUCUCAGUUUUAAUCAUGAAUCUCUUUCAACUAUUAAUGAAGAUGAUAAAGAUAAAGAUGAUCAAUAA